AUGUCUGACUACAAAGAAGAUGAAGAGCUAGACGACUUCAUUGUUUCUGAUGAAGAAGUGCCUUCUCCCCAAGAAGAGGAAACUGAAGCGCCUCAGCAAGAUCGAAUCACAGGUCUUACUACCAUGCUCAGAGUAAAUGAAUCCUUCACGUCCAAGGUAUUGAGAGCGCACAUAUCGGUUCUCGUGUCGGCAUUGGGAGGUCCAGAUCAUUCUUCUGAGGACGGACUAUAUAAAUUGGGCCACGACGCUUUGGCCUGCUUGAAAGAUAUCAAGAAGUGGAUCCGCAGUGUGGAUGAUAGGAAUAACUCGUCCGAGGUGGCACUCGCAUGCGCUGAGAAUGGAUUAGUUAAUAACGACUUGACAGUAAUAUUGUGUCAAUGGGAUAAACCGCCUCCAGGUGUUAAGAGAACGAAAACUACGGAUAAAAUAAUGCUUGCAUGUUUGGAAUUGCUAGUUCUACUUACGUGGCCCAUUGAAGUUAAUCGCAAAACUCUUCUCAAGGACUACACAUCGAAAACCAAUGCCAGACGUGCACAAUUGGUUUAUAAAAAACACAUAUUGGCAUACCAGGGAGGACAUACACUAAAAGCUAUCAUACGGUUGGGAUUGCGUGCUAUGCAGUUACCCAGAGAAGAUAGAGAACCUCGAGACGUGAACAUAUUACGUCUCAUUCUUUUCUUUAUUCGUAACUUGCUUUUCAUUGAACCUCUACCUGCAUCAAAGUCCCCAAAAGCCAUAACAAACUCUUCAGAUUUACCUAAUGGAAUGAGCCCGGAAGAUGUUGGUCUUAAUGCAGUCAUAGCUGCAUUUGAAAAUAAUAAAGUGCUCCUAUUUCUUACUUCCAUUGCACACUCUGUCCUGAGUGAAUUCAAUGACGAGACUUUUGGUGUCUUAGUGAUUGAAUGUCUAUCUUUACUUACUAGAGGUAUCAAAACGGAAAGCUUAUUCUCGACCAUACCGAAGGCUCCAGUAAGUGAUAUUUCAGAGAAUGUUCCCCCUGCAUCGUCAGCUGCUGGAUUGCAACUUCAAGAUCUUCUUUCAGAGGAAGAAAAACGCAAGAGGCGCCAAAAGAAUACAGUUUCCACCAGACAUGGAAGAUUUGGAACUCUUUUGUCUAUUCAAAGUUCUGACAACUCUUCAUAUUAUACUAUAUCUGGCCAAGAAGCUUUAGCCUCUACACUUGAAUCUUUGGAUAAGUUGGAUCGGACUAAGAAGUGGCAUAAAACAUCUGGUUUCAAGUAUGACUCUAACGAAUAUGUUAAAAAUUCCACUAUUUACCUCAAUCUGCAUUCGAUAAAAAUCAUAAAGAGAUUUAUUGACCUGUUACUAUCUAGCGGGUCUUAUAACAACUUACUUCUGUUUGUGGGUCGUCACUUAACGAAUAUUUCCAAUGAUCAUGACCUCGGGCGCAAAGUCAUUCUUGAUUCGGUUGAUCCACAUGAACUUGCAAGUUAUUUUUUGGUCAUUUCAUGGUUUUUUUCUUAUAAGAGAGAUCGGAAUAACUAUUACGCAAGGAAUAAAUUGGCACCCCUCGAUGAAGAAGAUAGCUUAGAUUAUGGAUCAGUCGGGUCAUCCUUGAGUGAGAUCAACUUCAUCCUUUUGACUUCUUAUUUACGUUCUGCUUACGAAGCUAAAGACUAUGAUUCACUACACGUCGCCUUGAUCUGUAUGCGUGGAAUGCUUCAAAUCUCAAAUGCAAUCUUUUCAUCGGAGCGUACCCAAAGGGAAAUGAACCCAUCUUCUGAGGAAGAUAUCAACCACGACAGAGAACUCGCUGAGGGCAUUAUUCGCAAGCUUUUCUCCCAAAAGCAAUUUUUGGACAUGAUUGUCAACAUCCCAAGGCAAGCCUCCAGACAUUCUCCCGAGUAUUUGUCAGUUGUUGUCUCUGUGGUCCACAUAGUUCUCAAAUGUUUCGAAACGUUAGCGAAUGAGGAUGUUAAGUUAUAUAUCCAAGGAAGAAGAAGGGUGAACAAGCUAGGGAAUCAGAGCGGCCUAAACCAUGAUAUGGACCGUCAGCACUGGCACCUAAUCGAUGCGGGAUCAGAUGAAGAGGAUUUUGAGCAAGAGAUUCGCUAUAUCAAUCAAGAACGGAAAUUGGACUUUAAGAAUACAGAGGUAAGAUUUUUCCAUACUGAAACGGUUUCCACGCAUAUAGCUUACUUGUCGAGGUUUGAGGAUCUCACUCAUGAAGAAAUCAAAAGGGGGAUCUCGUUUUUCCAUCGCUUGUUUGUCGUACGCAAAGAUUUUGCCGCAUUGUACAGACUUGAUUUUAUGAACUUGUUGUACAGAUUACGUGCAUAUCUACCAAGAUCUUCCAACAUUCGUCGGCAUGUUGAUGAUUUCAUAGUUUACUUCAUGAAAAAAUUCAAAACUGCAUUGGACAGAUUUCCCGUGGCAAUUGAACUUCUCUUUCCUAGGUUUGAAAACCUAGAGAUGAAAGGCUUUUUAAGCACCGGUGAUCUUGAGAGUACAAGUACAUCUUCAUCUAUUGGAGUGACAUCUGCCCGUGGGUUGCCCAAAUCUAGUUACUUCUCGGAGGAUGCACCGCAGCCAAGAGCAGCUGCCAUCCUCCGCUUCAAUGAUGAUAAUUUGACGCUUGAUGAGAAAAUUGGAGUAUUAAUCUACCACUUGAUCAAAAAGAAGAAUGGUAUCAAGAUUCUCAAAUUUUUGAUUGGCGAACUAGAAAGAUUAACAGCUUUGAAGGAAAAGGGAAUCAAUAAUUUGAUGUUAAGGCUUAACUUGACUAAUAGGAAACUCCUUAUAAAUGAACCGCAUUUGCGACUUUUAGUGGAAUCUAUCGGUUUUGAUUUGCCUUUCUUACAAAACGACGAGACUUCCUUGAAAACAUCAGUGGAGGCUUCAACGUUGGUUGAGGCAAAAAACUCCAUCGAUAAAUGGUUGAAACUACACGAAGAAGGUGUUGGCGACAUCGAACCAUUUCUUGAUCAAGUUCAUCAAGAGAUUUUUACGAAAGAACAGUUGAACUUCGGAAUAAUUGCUUUAUCGGACGUCCGUUCAGGGAGACCGAUUGAUCUAGCUACAGCAGAAGUAAUAGGGCUUAGACAAGAUCAGAUUGGUAAACUUAUUGGACUUGCCAAGAGAAAAGAAUACGAUGAAAUGGUAGCUGCACAAUAUGCUUUGGAAGAUGAGGAUUAUGAUAUUGAGCCCUCUGAUGCUGAGGAUAAUAGUUCCAUUAGUGGGAGAAGGAGAAAGAGAAUGAAGAAUAAAUCAUCUGAAACAACACUCCUGGAUUCAGUAAUUGAUGAUCUAGAUGACUUACCGAAGAAGCAGCGCAGGUCCAGACGUGAAAUACUCAAACGUAGUUUGGACUCAGACGAUGAUGCACCAGUUAAGUCAUCAGAGAUGGUGAAUGAUUCCGACGAUGAAUCUGAUGAUGAGAAGGUGAAGAGUUUUUAUGAAAAGGAGGAGCAGCUUCGUCAAUUGAUUUCACUGACGGGUGGAAUCAUGAACAAAACGCAGCUCGAAAUUUUCAAGGAAUCAUGGCAAAAAAUUGUAAACACAAACGAGGAUUCUCAGGUUAAAACUGCAAUCUCUAGGGCAGCUAGCUUGUUUGUCGACGACCUGGAUGAAAAUGAUGAUGAACUGCAGCCAAAGGAGUUUUCACACCAGAACACUACUGAUGAGUUACAACUAAAUCAGAAACGAACCCAAGAUGAGGGCCACGUCAUGGUCUCAAGAAAACGGAGAAUAGUUUUAGAGGAGGAAGAUGAAGAAUAG
This is a messenger RNA of Clavispora lusitaniae ATCC 42720, 3738 nucleotides long. It is a transcript of the gene YBL053, whose product is annotated as Ybl053p. The record is from RefSeq and is a predicted model, not a curated record. Gene Ontology annotation, cellular component: replication fork protection complex. Gene Ontology annotation, biological process: replication fork arrest; DNA replication checkpoint signaling; DNA repair. Gene Ontology annotation, molecular function: DNA binding. Lineage: Eukaryota; Fungi; Ascomycota; Pichiomycetes; Serinales; Metschnikowiaceae.